Molecule: messenger RNA, 3106 nt
Organism: Vombatus ursinus (common wombat)
Lineage: Eukaryota; Metazoa; Chordata; Mammalia; Diprotodontia; Vombatidae
Gene: FBXO41
Product: F-box protein 41
Exons: 12
Coding region: 1-2592 (863 amino acids)
Molecular function (GO): protein binding
Source: RefSeq, a predicted model, not a curated record
AUGGCCUCUCUAGACCUGCCUUAUCGCUGCCCCCGUUGUGGGGAGCACAAGCGUUUCCGGAGUCUGUCCUCCCUCCGAGCUCACCUGGAGUACAGCCACACCUACGAGACCCUCUACAUCCUCUCUAAGACCAAUAGUAUCUGUGACGCAGCCGCCGCCGCGGCCGCUGCCGUCUUCCCUCUGGCACCCGAUCCCACCGCCAUGUUGGCCGUGCCUGGUGCGCGCCGGGAUGUCUUUGAGAGCACAUCCUUCCAAGGCAAAGAGCAGGGGGUGGGACCCCCGGCCCAGACCGCCCAUCACCUGCACCACCACCACCACCACCCCCCUCUCGCUCGAUUCCCAGGAGACCUGGUCCCUGCAGGAGUCUCCUGUGAGGACCUGGGCGAGCCCAGCCUCGUGCCCACCACAACCCGCUAUGCCCUGCGGGAGAUCGAGAUCCCACUGGGUGAACUGUUUGCCCGGAAAUCAGUGGCCUCUUCAGCAUCAUCCACGCCACCCCCUGGCUCUGGCCCGGGCCCUGGCCCCAGCCAAGCCUCGGCCUCCCCAGCCUCUCCAUCCCCAGCUGACAUGGCCUAUGAAGAAGGCCUGGCCCGGCUAAAGAUCCGGGCCCUAGAGAAACUGGAAGUGGACAAGCGACUAGAACGUCUGAGUGAGGAGGUGGAGCAGAAGAUCGCAGGGCAGGUGGGCCGGCUGCAGGCGGAGCUAGAAAGGAAGGCGGCGGAGCUGGAGAAGGCCCGGCAGGAGAGCGCCCGGCUUGGCCGGGAAAAGGAGGAGCUGGAGGAGCGAGCCACGGAGCUCUCCCGCCAGGUGGACGUCAGCGUGGAGCUGCUGGCCUCGCUGAAGCAGGACCUGGUGCGCAAGGAGCAGGAGCUGACCAGGAAGCAACAGGAGGUGGUUCAAAUCGACCAGUUCCUAAAGGAGACGGCCGCCCGGGAGGCCAACGCCAAGGUGCGCCUGCAGCAGUUCAUCGAGGAGCUCCUGGACCGUGCCGACCGUGCCGAGAAGCAGCUCCAGAUUAUCAGCAGCAGCUGCGGCACCACCCCCAGUGCUAGUCUGGGCCGGAGCAGCGUGCCCGGUACCAAGGGCACCAGCAGAAUGCGGGACCGGCACUCAGGUCCCAUCAUGCACAACACAUACGCCGUGUCUAAUCACCGCUCCUCCUCCAGCACAGGGGCCUCCAGCCGUGCGAAGGCCGUGUCCCAGAGCUCCGGCUGCUACGACAGUGACACGGCGGACCCCUACCCCUCAGAAGAGGCGGCCGUUGGGGACAGCGGGGCUGGAGGACCAGGGGCCCGGGCUGAGGGCGGAGGGGGCUUGGAGAGGCCGCAGGUGCCUCGGAGCUCGGGCCUGCGGCGUCAGGCCAUCCAGAACUGGCAGCGGAGGCCUCGCCGGCAUAGCACGGAGGGCGAAGAGGGCGACGUCUCCGACGUGGGGUCCCGCACCACCGAGUCUGAGGCCGAAGGGCCCUCCGAAGCCUCAGCCUCCGGACCCACGCCACCGCGAGCCCUCAGCAGCUGCCGUCUGUCCGCCCGCUCAGAGGGGGGCAGCGGGCGGGGCCGGCAGGCUGAUGGUGGCAGCCCCUCGCGCUCCAACGAAGUCAUCAGCCCAGAGAUUCUGAAGAUGCGGGCGGCCCUCUUCUGUAUCUUCACCUACUUGGACACCCGUACCCUUUUGCACGCUGCUGAGGUCUGCAAGGACUGGAGGUUUGUGGCUCGGCAUCCGGCUGUAUGGACCCGCGUGCUGCUGGAGAACGCCCGCGUCUGCUCCAAGUUCCUGGCGAUGCUGUCCCAGUGGUGUACCCAGACACAUUCACUGACUCUGCAGAACCUGAAACCCAGGCAGCGGGGAAAGAAAGAGGGCAAGGAGGAGUACCUGAGGAGCACGAGGGGAUGCCUAGAAGCAGGGCUGGAGUCCUUACUCAAGGCUGCCGGUGGGAACCUGCUGAUUCUGCGCAUCUCCCACUGCCCCAAUGUCCUCACGGACCGCUCCCUCUGGCUGGCCAGCUGCUACUGCCGGGCCCUGCAAGCUGUCACCUACAGGAGUGCAACAGAUCCUGUAGGCCAUGAAGUCAUUUGGGCCCUGGGGGCUGGCUGUAGGGAGAUCAUCUCUCUCCAGGUGGCCCCUCUUCACCCCUGCCAGCAGCCCACACGCUUCAGUAACCGGUGUCUGCAGAUGAUAGGACGAUGCUGGCCCCACCUGAGGGCCCUGGGUGUAGGAGGUGCAGGCUGCGGCGUGCAGGGCCUGGCAUCACUUGCCCGGAAUUGCAUGAGACUUCAGGUUCUAGAGCUGGACCACGUGGCAGAGAUCACCCAGGAGGUGGCGGCUGAGGUCUGCAGAGAGGGGCUGAAGGGCCUGGAGAUGCUGGUGCUCACAGCCACCCCGGUUACCCCAAAGGCCCUGCUGCAUUUCAACAGUGUUUGCCGGAACCUCAAGUCCAUUGUGGUACAGAUUGGGAUUGUGGAUUACUUCAAAGAACCUGGGAGCCCGGAAGCUCGGAAGCUAUUUGAAGAAAUGGUGACCAAGCUCCAGGCUCUAAGACGACGGCCUGGAUUCUCUAAGAUCUUACAUAUCAAGGUGGAAGGUGGCUGCUAACCCCGGGCAGGGGGGCCAGUGGGCACCCCUCACCCACCACCUCCACCCAGAGGCUCUGGAGUGAACCCAGGCCUCCAGCAGACAACAUCUUCGGACACCCCCACCCAAGGGAUGCAGGUUUGGACUUGACCUCGAGGGGCCAGUUAGAGGCCUUCUGCCCGAGCUCUGGGUCAGCCGCGUGGAAUGCCGUCUGCUGUGGAGUCGAUGGCUUGGGGGGGCCCUCCUCUUCCUCGCUGAGACCCUGCAGCGGGGUUCCCCCUUGCCUAAGCCUCCACCCUAGGCACUGCCUCCCCCAAUAAGGGCUCUUGGACUGAAGCUACCAUCUCCUCUUGGGCCCCAGGACAGCAUGCCCCGCUGACCCAAGUAACCCCACCAGAACAGGGGCUGAUUUGGGGCCCCUCAGAGGACAGGGAGCUCCAGUCACCAGCAGAGGCAGGCACUGACAUCCUAUACCCUGCACUGGCCCCGUCCUUCAGGGGGUCCUGCAAUAAACCCCGACUGCCUCCUUGGCCCC